Podarcis lilfordi (Lilford's wall lizard) is the source of this 229-nucleotide messenger RNA. NCBI's taxonomy places the organism in Eukaryota, Metazoa, Chordata, Lepidosauria, Squamata, Lacertidae. The record is from the annotation of a GenBank genome assembly.
CCACUACUGACGGCGCAGCAGCUAGCCUCAGCUGUCGCAGGGGUGAUGCCAGGAGGCACGCCAGCACUGAAUCAACCUAUCCUUAUUCCUUUCAACAUGGCGGGUCAGUUGGGGGGCCAGCAAGGACUGGUCUUGACUUUGCCUACCGCUAAUCUCACCAACAUCCAAGGGCUGGUGGCCGCAGCUGCAGCAGGAGGCAUCAUGACUUUGCCGUUGCAAAAUCUACAAG